Molecule: messenger RNA, 387 nt
Organism: Linum trigynum
Lineage: Eukaryota; Viridiplantae; Streptophyta; Magnoliopsida; Malpighiales; Linaceae
Source: the annotation of a GenBank genome assembly
AUGCUCGGAGCCUCGAUCCUUACAAUGGUACCUAUAAUGAAGGUUGGCGCCAACACCCCAACUUCUCCUAGAAUAACAGCAACAUCACUAAACCACCUGGUCUCCCAGCACCAACAGGUGGUUUUCAGCAGCGGCAGCCCUUCUAGGCCAGGCAGAGCCCAGCUCCACAGCAGUAGCCGUACCAGCCCAGACAGGGGCAGCCAUUCUAGCAGCCAUAAUGCCAGUAUGCCUAACCGCCAGCAGCCCCCAUCUCCAGAUACCCAAAUGACGGAGCUGAAAAAUAUUUUGCAGGCAUUCAUGACUACUAGUCAGACGAAUUUCGCGAGGAUGGAUCAGAACAUAACUUCUCUGAAGGCAGGCCAAAGGAACCAGGGUGCUAUACUAUAG